GGCGGCGCAUUGAUCGUACGUCAUGGACGGUCAGUAGGAAAUGCAUCUCUGCUCCGAGUAGACGGUAGUGCCUUUGGUUUUUUUUCUGUUAUUCUUUUCAAUUAUUUUUUAAUGCAUUAUGUUAAUUUAAAUUAAUUAUAUUUUGUUAUUAUUACGAGUAAAUAACGUAAGAGUGAAUGUGAAAAAUGAACAAUGCGAAAGUGAAAACUACAAGAGAUUGUUCGGACCAUUUUGGAGAUCAUGGAGGAUAUUUUGAUGUUGCUAUACGACCGAUGUUACAACAGGGUCACGAAGGAGAGUUAUGCGGUUGGUUAAAAGAAAUGAGUUUGAUUCGCACUGUUUCAAAUUGUCCUCAUAUAAAUUGUAAAGGAAAAAGUUUAGUUUGGCAUCCUGCCAGAAUAGUAGAUAAAUAUAACUGGACUUGUCCUCAUUGUACCAAAAAACAAUCUAUCAGAGAGAAGUCUUUCUUUUUAGGAAUUAAAUGUGAUUUAAAAUUAUGUCUUCAAUUGAUAUUCGGUUGGUGUCAACAAAUUUCUUACGAAGAUGCUGCUUCCUAUCUCGAUAUUAAAACUCAUAUAGUUAAGAAAGUAUACGAAAGAUGCGACGAAGUUUCAGAAACUUAUGUGAUGAGUCAUCCAGAAGAUUGGAUGAUGGGGGAUAAGAGUGCAAUAGUUAUCGUUGAUGAAUUUCCAGGGGGUUGUAUGGUUAGAAAUUAUGUAGAUACAAGUUCUAAUAGAAAACGUAACAAUAAUUCUCAUACUAUAGUUUGUAUAGUGGAAGCGAAUACUUUGCCACCACGUAUGUGGUUGCAUAUGAUAGAAGCAAUACCAGAGCCUAUCAAAAUGGAUAAUAUCAAAAAAGAUGUCGGUAGAUGUAAUAUGGUGAAAGAGGCCUUGAAAGAAAUAACAAGUCACACGUUACCUGGAAGUUGCAUUAUAGCUAAUAGUAAAGCUCGUUGCUGCAGCUAUGAAUCGUUGUUAGAAUUAAAGCAAUAUAAAGUUAUCAGCGUUGAGCAAUUACAAAAGUUCGAUCCACCAGGGAAAUCCAAACUUCUGGAUAAUUUAGAAACUAUUUGGCGAACGGGUGUAGAAAUAUGCGAAGAAAUCCAAGAGACUACGCAUACGUUAGGUCAACAUAUAAUAUCAAGGUAUCUAUGGAGACAAAGAUUUGGUUCUUCGCCUUCAACAGCAUUUCAACAUAUGUUAAAUCAUAUUGCCGAAUGUUUUCGGUUUACAUGAAUUUGAAUAAUCUUACAAUUGUUUAUUGAAUCCAUUAUUUUUAUAUUAUUAAUGAAAGAGCACAAAAUAUUAAUUACGAAGUAAGAUAUAUGAACAAAGGUAAUAUUUUUAAAAAAGAAAAAUAUUUUUUUUACAAUAUUAAAGAUAUAGAUAUAUUUUUGAAAUUGUAAAAAAAGAAAGUAAAAUAUUAGUAAAAAUAUUAACUGAUGCUUCAAUACUAUAUGGAGAUAGUUACUCGUGAAUUAAUGAUAUAUUUUAUAUAAAAUGUUAUUUUUAUUAAUAGUGCAAAUUACUAUCAAUCAUCAUAAAUAUACAAACACACAACACACAUAUACAUGGUACACGUCUUCCAAUGAAUUUUGGGAUAUCUUAUAUGUUGAAAUCGUAUCUUUAAAACUAUUGUUGAAAUCUUAUAGCUAUAUAUCAUUAUACAAGAUUUAAAAAAAAAAAAAAAGAAUUAUCUAUUAUUCUGAGUAAGCCUUAGAUUAUAUUUUUAAGUAUGUAAUUAAUGUCCCAAUGAUAUUUAAUCAUUUUGACUUGAUAUAUUAUCAUAGAUACAGUUGAUAAUUUGUACAGAUUAUUCUAUCGGAAGACUGACGAAGUUAAUGGUAAUGGAAUAUUUCCAAAUAAUUGAAUACGCUAAUAAUAAUUUUCUUUUUUAAUUAAUCUAUCCUUUGUUUUUUAUUAAUACUUGCGUGUAUCGAUAAAGAAGAAAAGAAAAGAACAAACAUAAUAUUUGUUUCGAAUUAAAUUCUACAAAGUAUCAUUUCAAUGAAGAUAUGAAAUAGUCUAGGAAAAAUAUAAAAGAAAAAAGAUAGUGCAAUCAGUGAAUAACCAAUGUUUAAAAUAUUAUUAACAAUUUUUUUUAUUUAUUUAUUUUUAAUGUACAAGAUGUCCAAAGUUUUUCCAAUCAAACAAUGUUGUCAGCAUUGCACAAAAAAAAAUAAUGUUUUCUUAUUUUCGUGUACAGAAUAUACAGACACCGUUUGAUCAAGAAAAACUACAGGCAAUCCAUUUAUAUAUAAUUCAAUUUGGAUCUGAUAAAGUAUUUUUUAACGAACAUAACGUUUGUAACAUCGUAUCCAAAGCAUUUUACCAGUAUUAUAAUGUAUAUAAUUGUACAUUCGAAGAAGCACCAAGAUAAGUGUUUUUUUAAUCGUGAAAGAAAUACUGGAUUGAGUUAUCGAUGGAAUAACUUGUAUACGUAACAAUAUUUUUGUGAUAGGAAAACAAAAGAAAGAGAAAUUUAUUGCUUCCUAAUACACACAUAUUCCUAUUGAUUUAUUAAUAUUCUAUAUGUAGUUUCAGUUUUGUUCUUUUUAUUCAAAUAAUAUGUUUGAAAUCGUUUACACGCAUAGAAAACUCCUGUUUUCGAAUUUUGUAAAUAAUAUUAAAAUCUAUUAUCUUUGAAUUCGUGAAAAUGCGAGAAGGAAUGACAGCUUUAAAGAAGAAGAAUAUAUUAUAUAUUGUACUUUUCGAAGGAUUCAUUUGAAUUUUUUAUCAAAGUACGUUAUUAUCGUUUUUUAGACUUGUAUAAUGAUAUUGGAGAGACGCUUAAU
This is a messenger RNA of Polistes canadensis, 2797 nucleotides long. RefSeq lists its product as uncharacterized. The transcript has 5 exons. The record is from RefSeq and is a predicted model, not a curated record. NCBI's taxonomy places the organism in Eukaryota, Metazoa, Arthropoda, Insecta, Hymenoptera, Vespidae. Bases 186 to 1238 code for a protein of 350 amino acids.